AUGACCGCUACUUUUACGGAAACUGAGCUUGAGCAGAUCAAAAGUCUGAGAAAAGCCUUGAAUAAUGAGGUCCCGAAGUUUUACGAUGAUGAUUUCUGUUUAUUGAGAUGGAUUCAAGGCUGGGAUAACAAUCAUGGUAGGUUUAUAUUUGAUGUAAUUAAAUAUUUUAGAUGACAUCCUGCCUCGAAUAAAGACGGCAGCUGAAGUUAUUUCCACGUUCCCGCCUUUGCAUCACAUAAAUUUUGACUCAGUGGACGAUGUUGAACUGAAUCUUCGGAGGUUCAGCAAGAUGAUGGAGUAUAGCCCUGGGGGUUUGAUUGGGUUCGACAAGGACGGGGACAUCAUCAGUUGCUCACUGGUUGGGCGAUUCCACUCAAAAUCAUUACUAAAAUGUGCUCGAGUUAGUGAAGUCACGUUGAAUGGAAUUUAUUCUGGAAUUCUGGGGUAUUCUUAUAUGAAGUAAGGACUAUGGAGAGCAGCUAUUAUAGUUUGUGUGUUAAAUUACUGUAGCUGAUUACAGAAGACAGGAGAAGAAGAGUGGUCGUCAGCUGAGGUUCAAUAUCAUCAUCGACCUGACCGGUUAUAAUCGGGACCAUCUGUUCACCCCGGGGAUUAAGGCCUACAAAAAUUUUAUUUAUACAAGUCAGGUAAGAAAUCGGGCUUUUAUCACUGAAACAUGGCCCAAAUAUGGGUCUUGUCUUCACUGUUAAUUCAAAUUUGGCUCUGUUUUCAGGAAUUAUUCCCCGAAGUGACCAAAACUAUAUUUGUAAUCAACGCCCCGCCCCUUUUCGAGACUCUUUUCUCUUUUGUAAAGCCAAUUUUAUCCCAAAAAACAAAGGAGAAGGUGCAGAUCUUGGGAAGUGACUAUCAUCAAGCACUCUUCGAAGCGUUGGGACAAGAGAAUCUCCCAAAAAUGUUUGGAGGGACCAAAGAAUAUGAGCACGGACAUCCAGAUCAUGGUCAUAUACGGAUGGGAGGGAUCCUGCCUGAAGACUUCAAGUAUGUCAGAGUUAUUUUGAACUGCUUUAUUUGCCUACAGAAGCUGUUUUGAGACUUUCUUGCGUCCUAAAUUAUGAUGUUGUUUUAAGGUAUUCCCCAUUGAAGAACCCCCUCCAUAUUUCUAAUGACAGGCUCUCCAAGCUUAAUAUUCCCGCCCGAUCUCUCCGCGAGGUUACUGUAACAUGCUCCAAACCAGGCCAACAUUUGCAAUGGUUCUUCGAAUGCAGUGGCGAUAUCUGUUUCUCGAUUAAAACAAAGGAUCGACUUAUCCGAUGCGAGAUCAAAAUAUUCACCGAAUUUGUGCCCGAAUACGACAGAAUUGUUUGUCAUCAACCGGGAGAUUACAUUCUAGUCUUUGACAAUUGUUUUAGCACCUUCUUUAGUAAGGAGGUCAGGUAUUUUGCGGCGAUAAAGUGA
Molecule: messenger RNA, 1416 nt
Organism: Bursaphelenchus xylophilus (pine wood nematode)
Lineage: Eukaryota; Metazoa; Nematoda; Chromadorea; Rhabditida; Aphelenchoididae
Source: the annotation of a GenBank genome assembly